Messenger RNA from Pyrus x bretschneideri (Chinese white pear), 543 nucleotides. RefSeq lists its product as uncharacterized. Lineage: Eukaryota; Viridiplantae; Streptophyta; Magnoliopsida; Rosales; Rosaceae. The record is from RefSeq and is a predicted model, not a curated record. The transcript has a single exon. Gene Ontology annotation, molecular function: nucleic acid binding. Bases 1 to 543 code for a protein of 180 amino acids.
AUGGUAAGAGAAAGGUCGAGGAUGUGGCAUUUGAAGCUAAAUGAAGCAUUAUGGGCUUAUCGAACUUCACUCCGAUCAACCACCAGAACAACUCCAUAUGCCUUAACAUAUGGACAGGACGCAAUAUUACCGGUUGAGCUUAGUAUAAAUUCGUUCCGAGUAAUCGAACAGAGUAGUUUGAUUAGUGCCGAAUGCAGUCAGGCCAUAAGGCAGGAGUUAGAAGAAUUGAAGGAAAUGCAACUUGACGCUUAUAACUUAUUAGUGGCGCAGAAAAAGAUUGCCGAGCGAGCCUAUAAUCAAUGGGUUAGACAGAAAACGUUUGGCAAGGGAGAAUUAGUUUGGCAAAUUGUGCUACCCGUAGAAAUUAAAGACCCCAGGUUCGGUAAAUGGUCGUCGAAUUGGGAAGGGUCGUUCAUCGUACAUAAAGUUCUCGACAAGGGAGCAUAUCAUCUUAGAGAUCGGACUGGUUUAAUUCACAAAUUACCAAUCAAUGGGAAAUUUUUAAGGAAGUAUUAUCCGGUCAUGGGGGAAAUGCAAGAAUAG